AUGUCUUGCCCAAAACAAUUCCAUUUUCAAAGCAUGUGGAUCACCCACCUAGGUUUCAGGGCUGUAGUCAGCAGAAUUUGGAAUCAACCUGCAGAAGGAGGGGGAAUGCGGGCUCUCGCUUUUAAGCUAAAGCAGGGCCUUUGGUCUUGGAACCGUGACACUUUUGGGAAUGUUUUUGACCGAAUAGAUUUGGAACAAGCAACAACGGAGGCUGAGAAUGCUUUUGAUGAAGACCCUUCGCCUGUCAACCGUGAGUUUCUACACAAGCAGCGAGCGGACCUUCUUCAGCCUUUCAAACAGGAGGAAAUAUUCUGGAAACAAAAGGCUCGCGUGAAGUGGCUUAAAGAGGGAGACUCUAACACCCGUUUCUUUCAUUCUGUGGUUAAAAACAGGGACCGAAUGCAGCGAAUUAGUGCUAUCAGAAGUGGCACAAGGGAGCUCUUCACGACUCAAUCUGCUAUACAGGAAGAAGUAGCAUCUUUUUACUUCAGGCUAGACUGUUCAGGCGUGGAACCUCUUUUACAAUGCCUUCCAACGAACCUAAUUGACGCAGACAUCUCUCAUUUAACCCUUCCUCUCUCAAGCGAGGAGGUUAAAGAAGCGGUGUGGAAGUUGGAUCUAGACAGCGCAGCUGGCUCUGAUGGAUUCUCGGGAGCUUUCUUUAGAAGUUGUUGGGACAUUGUAGAAGAAGACGUUUUCAUGGCGGCCCGGGAUUUCUUCUCCGGCGUACCUCUACCUCGCGCGAUGCGGUGCCGGGGAGCGAAUGUUGCGGUGAAGCUUGAUAUGAUGAAGGCCUUUGAUCGGCUUUCUUGGCCCUUUCUGGAUAGGUUUGGGUUCCCUGUGGCUUUCACUAAUCUGGUCUUGAACAAUCUGGAAGCAACACGCUCACUGAAGGCUCUUUCAGAUGUGCUAAAACAAUAUCAGGCCGGGUUCGGACAGAAAAUCAAUUAUAACAAGAGCUUCUUCGUUACUUCCAAGCACUAUUAUACGGGAAGGUUGUCCACAUUGUCGCACAUUCUGUCUAUGCAGCACUGUACUCUACCUUUCCGCUACCUCGGAGUAAACAUGUUCGCGGGGAGUAACAGAGUACAUUACUAUUAUCAUCUUCUAGAACAAGUUAACAGCAGGCUUCACUCUUGGCAACGCAAGCUGCUAUCUCCAGGAGGGAGGCUGACUCUAAUUAAGCAUGUAUUGGCAAUGAUCCCGUUAUAUACAAUGGCUUCUGUACCUUUGCCAAAGCAAAUUGAAAAAGCUCUUGAGUCAAAGUUCGCUAUGUUUUUUUGGGGAAUCAUAGAUAGAAAGCCGAAACGGCAUUGGCUGGCGUGGAAAAAACUCUGCUUACCGACUGAAGAGGGCGGUUUGGGUGUCCGCUGUCUUGCGUCCAUCCAAGAAGCGUUCUCUGCAAAGCUGUACUUCAAUUAUCUAAAAGGGGGUACCUUGUGGAGCUCAUUCAUGCAGGAACGCUAUCGUGGUGAUUUCUCAAUUACAGCUGCCUCGCACACCUGGAGGAGAAUGCAGCUCGUGAGGGAUUUGGUGGAGGAAAAUACAACAUCAUCAGAGUCAGUAUUGUGGAUGCCGUCGAUUUAUGGUAACUUCUCCUUCUCUGUUUACGAUUUGGUCCGGCCAACGGUAGGAAGGAGUUUACCCUCAACAGCCAUUUAG
This is a messenger RNA of Ipomoea nil (Japanese morning glory), 1662 nucleotides long. RefSeq lists its product as uncharacterized. Bases 1 to 1662 code for a protein of 553 amino acids. Lineage: Eukaryota; Viridiplantae; Streptophyta; Magnoliopsida; Solanales; Convolvulaceae. The transcript is spliced from 3 exons. The record is from RefSeq and is a predicted model, not a curated record.